Molecule: messenger RNA, 1426 nt
Organism: Phyllostomus discolor (pale spear-nosed bat)
Lineage: Eukaryota; Metazoa; Chordata; Mammalia; Chiroptera; Phyllostomidae
Gene: OGFOD2
Product: 2-oxoglutarate and iron dependent oxygenase domain containing 2
Exons: 6
Coding region: 189-1310 (373 amino acids)
Molecular function (GO): L-ascorbic acid binding; oxidoreductase activity, acting on paired donors, with incorporation or reduction of molecular oxygen; iron ion binding
Source: RefSeq, a predicted model, not a curated record
CACCACCUCCACUCCCGGCCCGGAUCAUCUUUUUGCACCGCAGGCUGUUUAGCUGGGGCGGAGUCUUCGUUCUUUCCCGCGCUUGGGAAAUUUAGACCGGACCCUCAGCCGCUGGUGCCACACCCCUCGGGGGGCGUACCCGGAAGUGCUCCUAAGGAAGCGGGCGGGGCCGCACACGCCUCUUCACCAUGGCGACGGCAGGUGCCUCGAGGCGCUUCUGUCGCUGCGCCUGCUUCUGCUCCGAGAACUUGUACGUGGCGCGCUACGGGCUGCACGUGCGUUUCCGGGGCGAGGAGCAGCUGCGCCAGGACUACGGCCCGAUCCUGCGCAGCCGAGGCUGCGUCAGCCCCAAGGACUUCCAGCAGCUGUUAGAAGAGCUUGAGCAGGAGGUGCGGCGGCGGCAGCGGCUGGGGCAGGAGUCGGCAGCCAGGAAAGCCCUCAUUGCCAGCUCCUACCACCCGGUGCGGCCCGAGAUCUACAGCCCGCUGCAGGAUGCGGCGCUGGCUCCCGAGUUUCUGGCCGCGGCCGAGUACAGCACACUGCCGGGAGCAAACCUCGAGGGGCUGCUGCAGCGGCUGGAGACCGUCUCCGAGGAGAAGCGGAUCUACCGGCUGCCGGUGUUCACGGCGCCGUUCUGCCAGGCCCUGCUGGAGGAGCUGGAGCACUUCGAGCAGUCGGACCUGCCCAAGGGGCGGCCCAACACCAUGAACAACUACGGGGUGCUGCUACAUGAGCUGGGCCUGGAUGAGCCACUGGUGACGCCGCUGCGGGAGCGCUUCCUGCGGCCGCUGAUGGCCCUGCUGUACCCUGACUGUGGGGGGGCCUGGCUGGACAGCCACAGGGCCUUCGUGGUCAAGUACGCACCGGGCCAGGACCGAGAGCUGGGCUGCCACUACGACAAUGCCGAGCUGACCAUCAACGUGGCCCUGGGCAAGGCCUUCACCGGGGGCGCCCUAUACUUCGGGGGCUUCUUCCAGGUUAGUGUGUGUGGCCCACCGGGCAGGGCCUGGGGUAGCCAGCAGUGCCCAGGCCUGAGUCUAGUUGUCCGCAGGGGCCUCCAGCUCUGGUCAAGCCCCUGGAGGUGGAGCACGCUGUGGGCCGGGGCGUCCUGCACCGGGGCGGCCAGCUGCACGGGGCCCGGCCCCUGGGCACCGGCGAGCGAUGGAACCUCGUCGUCUGGCUCCGGGCCUCCGCCGUGCGCAACCGCCUCUGCCCCAUGUGCUGCCGCAAGCCCGACCUGGUGGACGACGAGGGCUUCGGCGACGGCUUCACCCGAGAGGAGCCCGCCACCGUGGACGUGUGCGCACUGACUUGAGCCUGGUCGGGACCUGCGGGGGGUGGGGGCAGCGAGAUGGCAGAGGGCUCUGCCACCUCGUGUCAGGCAGGGCAGAAAUAAACUCCUGCACCCCUCAGCGCGUCUUGGUUC